Cicer arietinum (chickpea) is the source of this 1902-nucleotide messenger RNA. RefSeq lists its product as uncharacterized. Gene Ontology annotation, biological process: lipid catabolic process. The record is from RefSeq and is a predicted model, not a curated record. NCBI's taxonomy places the organism in Eukaryota, Viridiplantae, Streptophyta, Magnoliopsida, Fabales, Fabaceae.
UAUAAAGUACUUUCCCAAACAAAAAAUGUAAAAAAACAACAAUCUGUCACAGAAAGACACAAAAAAAACGUCAAAAUCUAUGCAACAUUGAAACCUCUUACUCACUCUGUCUCCCUGGAAUCUUCCAUGUUGCAUUUCCAUGUGCAUACAAUAGAACAACACAUCUAAUCUCAUCUCUUCACUUUUGAUUUUUAGCAUAAAACUAAAACCCUCAAUUAAGCUUUCUCUGAGCUCAACCAUGUCAGUCUCAUGUGGGGUAGAGUGCGUCUUCAUCCUCGGCUGCGCUCGUUGGCUAUGGAAACGUUGCACAUACAUCGGCUCCUACGACAGCGCCACGUGGCCAUCUGCUACCCCCCUCGAAUUCGAACCUGUCCCACGUGUCUGCCGACUCAUCCUCGCCAUCUACGAACCCGACCUCCACAACCCACACUACUACAUACCCUCUCACGGCUACCACAUAAAUCCCAAUUGGGUCGUCAAGCGCGUCACUUACAAAGAAACUGAAGGCCACGCGCCUCCGUAUUUAAUCUACGUCGACCACGACCACCGCGAAAUCGUAAUGGCGGUGCGUGGACUGAACUUAGCUAAAGAAAGUGAUUAUAAGCUUUUGUUGGAUAAUAAAUUGGGGAAACAGAUGUUUGAUGGUGGUUAUGUUCAUCAUGGGUUGUUGAAAUCUGCGGUUUGGUUGUUGAAUAAGGAAUCUGAGACGUUGAAGAAUUUGUGGGUUGAGAAUGGUUUGGAGUAUGGGAUGGUUUUUGCGGGACAUUCAUUGGGGUCUGGUAUUGUUUCUUUGUUGAGUAUACUUGUUGUCAAUCAUAGGGAACGUUUGGGUGGCAUUCCUAAAGACAAGAUUAGGUGUUAUGCUAUUGCUCCUGCUAGGUGUAUGUCACUUAAUUUGGCUGUUAAAUAUGCUAAUCUUAUUCAUUCCAUUGUCUUGCAGGAUGAUUUCUUGCCAAGAACGCCCACUCCAUUGGAAGAUAUAUUCAAAUCCGUAUUCUGCUUGCCCUGCUUAUUAUUCUUGGUUUGCCUGAGGGACACCUUCAUACCUGAGGGUCGAAAGCUACAAGAUCCAAGGAGACUUUAUGCCCCCGGACGGAUGUACCAUAUUGUCGAAAGAAAAUUUUGCAGAUGUGGGAGGUUUCCUCCUGAAGUGAGGACGGCUAUUCCUGUUGAUGGAAGAUUUGAGCAUAUUGUCUUGUCCUGCAACACAACAUCAGAUCAUGCAAUUAUUUGGAUUGAAAGGGAGGCAGAGAAAGCCUUACAAUUAAUGAAGAAUCAGAACAGCUCCGAAACCGUGACAGUCCCACCAACAGUACAAAAGUUCGAAAGAUUAAAGACAAUUGAAAAAGAACAUAAAGAUGCUUUGGAAAGAGCUGUUAGCUUAAAUGUACCUCAUGCAGUGGACGCCGCAGAGAAUGAACCGUCUGAAAACAAUGAAGGUGAAGAAGCAUCUGGUAAUAGUGGGGACAAAGAAGCCACCGCCUCAAGUACUGAAUCAAAAACAAGUGGUGGAAGAUCAACCUGGGAAGAGGUUGUUGAAAAGCUGUUGAAGAAGAAUGAAACAGGAAACAAACACAUGGAAGAUAGUACAAAUGUUUCAGAAUGACAUCUUCUGCAUGCUUAGGUUAGAUAUCAACAUCCAUUAAUAUAUUUGAUUUGUUUUGUUAUUGUUGAGUUUGUAAAUUUCCUUGUAAAAAAGAUAGCUACAUUUGUUUGGGAAACCAGGCAGGGAAAAACUACAAAAUAACUAGGAUAGGUGCUAUUCUGAUUGGUUUGGUUGUGAUUUUAUUGUUUAAAACUUGAGAUUUUCUUGUAUAGUUGCGAAAUUCAUAACAUGGAUCGUCAAAUUAUUUAAUUGUCGUGGAUGUUACUAAUCAAUGCAAUGUUGAUGAAUCAUGUUAA